AUCUAUCGGACGCAACAGCUUCCGGUUUGAAGUAAAAACACAAUUUUGACAUUGGUCUCAUACUCGCGUUAAAUAUGGCUUCUCUGUCUUUAAAUACGUUAAAACAAAUCAUGAGAGCAAUGGUAGACAAUCCAGGCUUUGACAGAGUCCUGAGCAAGGUGGACGUUUUGUCUGCAAGCCCAGGUAAGGUGGUGUGUGGUUUGCGGGUAGAGGAAGAGCACACCAACCGAGGAGGGACGCUGCACGGCGGACUGACAGCCACCCUGGUGGAUGUUAUCUCCACCAUGGCCAUCAUGUACAGUGAGAGGGGAUCACCAGGAGUCAGUGUGGAUAUGAACAUAACAUACAUGAAUGCUGCCAAGAUAGGAGAGGACGUACUCAUCACUGCUCAGGUUCUAAAGCAAGGACGGACCCUGGCGUUCGCCACAGUAGACCUCACCAGCAAAGCCUCCGGGAAGGUCAUAGCACAAGGCCGACACACUAAACACCUCGGCGGCAGCUGAACUUGCUCCUAUGUGCCUGUCUGUAAAUCACGUAUCUGUAUGGUUAAAACAACCAACCUCUGACUGUGAACACAAUGUUGUUAACAAAUCCUUCUCAGCUGUUAACUUAAUUCAUGUUGUGACACAUAUUUCGUCAACAGAACUGUAUGGUCAGAUUCACUCCUAAUGGAAACACUAUCAAUGUUUCAUGCACAUGCAAUAAAAUAAAUAGACAAGA
Gymnodraco acuticeps is the source of this 720-nucleotide messenger RNA. RefSeq names its product acyl-CoA thioesterase 13 (gene acot13). The record is from RefSeq and is a predicted model, not a curated record. The transcript is spliced from 3 exons. Gene Ontology annotation, molecular function: fatty acyl-CoA hydrolase activity. NCBI's taxonomy places the organism in Eukaryota, Metazoa, Chordata, Actinopteri, Perciformes, Bathydraconidae. Bases 75 to 503 code for a protein of 142 amino acids.